Brassica rapa (field mustard) is the source of this 1479-nucleotide messenger RNA. RefSeq names its product folate transporter 1, chloroplastic. NCBI's taxonomy places the organism in Eukaryota, Viridiplantae, Streptophyta, Magnoliopsida, Brassicales, Brassicaceae. The record is from RefSeq and is a predicted model, not a curated record. Gene Ontology annotation, biological process: transmembrane transport; nucleotide transport.
AGGCUGAAAGUACAUUUGGGCUUGGGUCUUGGUAGACGACGAAGAACAGUAACGAUUAGACGAUGUCGUAUUGAAGAAACACACACAGAGUCUGAGUCGGAGAUCAUACCGGAGGGCGACGAAUAUUUCCAUCAGCUGUCCUUUUGCUCUUCUUUACUCGCCGGAUGUGUCUUUUAACUUCCGAUUAACUCUGUACUCAAUAGCCCUCAGGUCAUAUUGAUCCAAUUCAAGUAUUCUUUCGAUGGUGGCGCCUUGGCAGUGGGAAAACGGCACCGCCGGCGCCGUCGCGGGAUUCACCACCGUUGCUGCGAUGCACCCACUUGAUGUUGUUCGUACGAGGUUCCAAGUGAACGAGGGGAGAGGGUUAAGUAGUCUCCCGACGUACAAGAACACAGCUCACGCUCUCUUCACCAUUACCCGUAUCGAGGGAUUGAGAGGACUUUAUGCAGGUUUCUUCCCUGCUGUCAUCGGUUCUACUCUUUCAUGGAGCUUAUACUUCUUUUUUUAUGGAAGAGCCAAACAGAGAUACGCUAGAGGCGGCAGGGACGAUGAGAAACUCAGCCCUGCUCUUCACCUUGCUUCUGCUGCUGAAGCUGGAGCCUUGGUCAGUUUAUGCACAAAUCCUAUUUGGCUUGUCAAAACAAGACUACAGCUUCAGACACCUCUUCAUCAAACCCGACCUUACUCCGGCCUAUUAGAUGCCUUUAGAACCAUAAUGAAAGAGGAAGGACCCAGGGCUCUCUACAAGGGUAUUGUCCCUGCUCUUGUACUGCAGGUUUCUCAUGGUGCUAUUCAGUUCACAGCGUAUGAAGAACUCCGUAAAGUCAUUGUGGAUUUCAAAGAAAGGAGAAGAAAAUCUGAAUCCACCGCUGAUAAUUUAUUGAACUCGGCAGAUUAUGCUGCACUUGGAGGCUCCUCCAAAGUCGCUGCAGUUCUUCUUACAUACCCCUUUCAGGUUAUUCGAGCAAGAUUACAGCAACGACCUAGUACCAACGGAAUGCCAAGAUAUAUAGACAGCUUACAUGUCAUAAGAGAAACCGCAAGAUUUGAGGGUUUCAGAGGUUUCUACAAGGGUUUAACUGCUAACCUUUUGAAAAAUGUGCCUGCUUCUUCCAUCACAUUCAUUGUGUUUGAAAACGUUCUGAAGUUGCUGAAACAACCUCCAUCGAAAUAAAGCAACAGAAGGAUCAGGUUGACAGCAGCUUUAAAGACAGCUUCCUCCUCUUUUAGAGAAUACUAUGUCGGAAGCCAUUGCACUAGGGGCAUUCAUCCAACUUUCUCCAAGAACCAAGAGGGAACACCAAGCGCUCUUCAAGGAUUCUGGCCACCAGAAAAGUCCCAAACCUCUUUCCUAAUAGACCACUAGUAUUGUGUUUUGAAAGGGGAAUGCAGUCUCAUAAAACAUAUGUCGCCUAUAAGCCAAGAAAGCUGGUAGACUUGUUGAACUAAGACUAGUCAAAAUCAUCAUUGUUAUUUUUA